Venustampulla echinocandica is the source of this 717-nucleotide messenger RNA. Its product is annotated as S-adenosyl-L-methionine-dependent methyltransferase. The record is from RefSeq and is a predicted model, not a curated record. The transcript has a single exon. Gene Ontology annotation, molecular function: O-methyltransferase activity; S-adenosylmethionine-dependent methyltransferase activity. Bases 1 to 717 code for a protein of 238 amino acids. NCBI's taxonomy places the organism in Eukaryota, Fungi, Ascomycota, Leotiomycetes, Helotiales, Pleuroascaceae.
AUGGCACAGGCUCAUGGAUAUUCCUCAUAUACUACACCCAUCCCGAAAGAAGCAUACGAUAAGUUCGACGAGGUGGAUAACUGGAUCUGCGAUUCCUUGGUCCCGCAAGAUGCUGGCCUAGAGAGCACCCUCAAAACCCAUGGUGGAUCCGUUCUUGACCCCAUCAAUGUCCACCCCAACCAAGGCAAACUGCUCUAUCUCCUGGCAAAAAUGAACAAUGCCAAACGCAUCCUAGAAGUCGGAACUCUAGGCGGCUACUCAGCGAUCUGGCUAGCCAAGGCCCUGCCCUCAGGUGGAAAGGUCAUAACCCUCGAGCUUGACCCCAAGUCAGCUGCCGUCGCGGAAUCUAACAUCAAGAACGCGGGGUUUGAGGAUAAAGUCGAGGUCAGAGUUGGACCAGCUCUCGAGACUUUGGAGAAGAUGAGCAAGGGAGGGGAGGAAAAGUUUGAUUUGGUGUUUAUUGAUGCGGAUAAGGAAAAUAAUCCUGGGUAUUUCAAGCGGGCGCUGGAGUUUAGUAGGGCUGGGACGUUGAUUGUGGUUGAUAAUGUGGUGAGGCGGGGAAGGGUUGUGGAUGCGGGGUCCGAGGACCCUAAUGUUCUAGGGAUUAGGAAGCUCUUUGAGAUGUUUAAGAAUGAGAAGAGGGUUGAGACUACGGCUAUUCAGACUGUUGGCGGGAAAGGAUGGGAUGGCCUUGCCUUUGCCUUAGUUGUAGAGUAG